AUGGGGUCCCUCCCGCUUGUUUUCCUGCAGCGCUCCUCCCUGCUCUUCUACGGGAGGAAACAAAUUCAGGCAUUUGAAACACUGCGGGUCGAUCUCGUGAGCUGUGGGAAGGAGCACUCCCUGGCCGUCUGCCACAAAGGAAGGGUCUUUGCGUGGGGAGCUGGUUCAGAAGGACAGCUGGGGAUUGGAGAAUUUAAGGAAAGAAGUUUCACGCCUCAGAAAAUAAAAGCUCUAGCUGGCAUAAAAAUAAUACAAGUUUCCUGUGGAUACUACCACUCCCUGGCAUUAUCAGAAGAUGGCCAAGUGUUUUCGUGGGGCAAGAACAGCCAUGGGCAACUGGGACUGGGGAAGGAGGUCCCCUCCCAGACCAGCCCGCAGAGGGUGAGGUCCCUGGAGGGCAUCCCGCUGGCCCAGGUGGCUGCAGGAGGCGCUCACAGCUUUGCCCUGUCUCUCUCUGGGACCUCGUUUGGCUGGGGGAGCAACAGUGCAGGGCAGCUGGCCCUCAGCGGGACCAAAGCCCCAGUGCAACGCUAUAAGCCUCUUUCGGUCGGUGCACUGAAGACCCUAGGUGUGGUUUACAUCAGCUGCGGUUCUGAGCACACUGCGGUGCUCACCCAGAAUGGGGCUGUGUACACAUUUGGAGCCAAUAGCUCUGGACAGCUGGGACACAGUGCUGAGCAGAGAGGCCCACAGUGUGUAGAAAGAAUUGAUGGCCUAGUUUCGCAGAUUGAUUGUGGAAGCUAUCACACCCUUGCGUAUGUCUAUACCACUGGUCAGGUGGUGUCUUUUGGUCACGGACCAAGUUGCACAAGCAACUCUACUCAUUCGGAGACCGUGACGGACAACGCUGACAUUAGCUGCCUGAUUUCUGCCGAUGACCUUGUGGACAUUCAAGUCAAACAUAUUUUUGCUGGGACACAUGCCAACUUUGUUACAACUUACCAGGGUACUAGUCCCACCGGCGUAUCCAGAAAAACCCUGCCAGAAAUAAGCCGAAUUCACCCGUCCAUGACAGAGAAGUGGUUAGGGAUGAAGAGAGGAAGUGCUGAAUACGAAGAGGCGAAAAGUGAAAUUAAAAGAAUCUUUUCAUCUCCCGCUUGUCUGACUGCGAGUUUUUUAAAGGAGCGAGGAGUUGGAGAAAUGACUUCCAUUGACGUGGACCUACAAAGGGCAAGAGAUACCUUUGAGAAGUUAACAAAAAAUGAAUGGAUCUCUUUCAUGAUAACUGAGAGUCUUGAGGAUGGUCUGCUCAAAGCCCUUCCAUGCCGUUCUCCACACCAGGAAGCACUAUCCGUUUUCCUUCUGCUCCCAGAAUGUCCUGUGAUGAGUGACUGCAAGAACUGGAAGAAGCUGGUGGUUCCGUUUGCGGAGGCCAUUUGUAAAAUGAGUGACCAAUCUUUACGAGUCCUGAAAAAGUGUUGGGAAUCUUUGCAAGAAUCUUCUCUGAACACACUGGUCCAGAUGCUUAAAGCAGCCAUUGCCUUUCAGAUGCUUUAUUGGACUGAAACUGAGGAAAGUCACUGUAAUGUUAAAGCUCUUCUAGGAGUGAUGAAAAAAGUACAUAAGGUAAACACUGUUACCCGUCGACUACCGGAAAAUGCUUUCAACAUAAAUGAACUCUCCAACUUCUUGAACUUUUACAUGGAUAGAAGAAGACUAUUUGUUCGGAAUAACAACCUGGCACCUGCAGCUGAUCCCAGCCCUGUUAUUUUUAGUGAUUUUCCAUUUAUCUUUAACACGCUAUCCAAAAUUAAAUUACUGCAGGCUGAUUCACAGGUAAAAAUGCAGAUAUCACAGGAGAAAGCCUACUUCGAUCUGGGGCAAACGAUUCUACAGAGGAUGGAAACAUGCCCUCCACCACCCACAUUUACCCUAAACGUCAGACGAAGUCACCUGGUGGAAGAUGCUUUGCGUCAGUUAAGCCAAGCUGAAGCCAGUGACCUUUACAAAAUAUUAGUGGUUGGGUUCAUUAAUGAAAUUCGUCCAGAGAGUGGAGGGGUCAGUUCAGAGUUCUUCCACUGUGUGUUCGAAGAGAUGACCAAGCCAGAAUAUGGGCUGUUCAUGUAUCCUGAAGAAGGUUCCUGCAUGUGGUUUCCUGUCAGUCCUAAAUUUGAGAAGAAGAGAUAUUUCCUCUUUGGAAUGCUCUGUGGACUCUCCUUAUUCAAUUUCAAUGUUGCCAACCUUCCUUUCCCACUGGCUCUGUAUAAGAAACUUCUGGACCAACAGCCAUCAUUGGAAGAUUUAAAAGAACUCAGUCCUCUUUUGGGGAAGAAUUUGCAAGAAGUUCUAAAUGAUGAAGAGGACGGCCUUGUAGAAGAACUUGACAUAUAUUUUUCGAUACAUUGGGAUAAAAAUGAUGUUGAUUUAAUUCCAAAUGGGCUCUCUAUACCUGUGGACCAAAACAACAAGAGAGACUAUGUUUCAAAGUGCCUUGAUUACAUCUUCAACAUCUCAGUAAAAGAAGUCUAUGAGGAAUUUCAGAGGGGAUUUUACAGAGUCUGUGACAAGAGCAUACUUAGACAUUUCCAGCCAGAAGAACUAAUGACAGCAAUGAAUGGAAAUACUGAUUAUGACUGGGAACAAUUUGAAAAGAAUUCAGUGUAUGAACAGGAGUACCACAGGUCACACCCUACUAUCCUGAUGUUUUGGAAAGCUUUCCACAAACUCAAAUUGGAUGAAAAGAAAAAAUUCCUUUUGUUUCUUACAGGACGUGAUAGGCUGCAUGUAAGAGGCAUACAGGAAAUGGGGAUAGUAUUUCGUUGUCCUGAAAUUUUCAGCGAAAGAGAUUCCCCAAGAUCAGUGACGUGUUUUAAUAUUCUGGAUCUCCCUAAAUAUUCUACAAUGAAAAAAAUGGAGGAAGCACUUCAAGUGGCCAUCAACAGCAGCAGAGGAUUUGUCUCACACUGACUCCCACUGCCAUAACCACCCAUGAGACUCAGGGGGCCUCAGGAGCGUGGCCUGUUCCCCUCACAUUCUUCUUCCCCACCUCUGCUUAGUACAAGAGGUUUAUGGAUCUUGGUUAGGAUUAGUUGAUAUGGGGGAGGUGGGGAAUGGAGAGAGAAUGGUCACAGGGUACAAAACCUCAGGAAUUUUUUUUUUUUGAAUUCCAUUGCAUAGCAUGGUGACUGUAAUUAAUAAUAGAAUAUAUUGUACUUUCGGGGCCGGCAGGUGGUGUGGUGGUCAAAGACGCUUGCCUCACACUGGGCUGACUGCAGUUCAAGUCCUGGACCUGGUGGCUUGCUUUCUCACUUUCUCUCUCUCUGUCUGAUCAAACUGGAAAAUAAUAGUAAUAAAUAAAGUUAAAUAAUAUAAUUCUUUAAAAAAAGAGAAAAAAGAACAUGUUGUACUUUCAAAAUUGCUGAGAGUAAAUUUCAAAUGUUCUUGCCACAAAAACUUUACCUAUUUGGGAUGAUGGAUAUGUUAACUAGUUUGAUUUAAUUAUUCCACAUGUGGGGAACCAGCAGUUAGCGUAAUGGCUAUGUCACUGGACUCCCACGUAGUAGACCGCGGUUCGCGUCCUGGACCUGGUGGCA
Messenger RNA from Tupaia belangeri chinensis (Chinese tree shrew), 3533 nucleotides. It is a transcript of the gene HERC6, whose product is annotated as HECT and RLD domain containing E3 ubiquitin protein ligase family member 6. The record is from RefSeq and is a predicted model, not a curated record. The transcript has 23 exons. Bases 1 to 2907 code for a protein of 968 amino acids. Gene Ontology annotation, molecular function: ubiquitin protein ligase activity. NCBI's taxonomy places the organism in Eukaryota, Metazoa, Chordata, Mammalia, Scandentia, Tupaiidae. Gene Ontology annotation, biological process: protein ubiquitination; ubiquitin-dependent protein catabolic process. Gene Ontology annotation, cellular component: cytoplasm.